AAGUCGUUGACCUGUGAAUAUCUGGGCUUGCAUUGCGGUGAUCGUAAAGUGUACAUCAUAUUCGUGUUGCUCGUUAUGUGCGUUAUAAGCAGUUUCAAGUUGCGCUUCGAUCCAUCCGAUAUACAGGAGUUCUACGAAGAGACGUUGCUGAAUGAGGAGAAGUCGUUGGCGGAGAAAACGAUCGAGACGAAUCUGGUGGCCGACCGUUGGGAAACGAAUCCGCCGAUCCUGCAUGAAAAGCUUGAUUUUGUUUACGGAAGUAAGCAGUUCCCUAUAUCUAUUACUACCACUGCGUCGUGUUACACCCGGACUCCGAUAUCCACCAUAGCGCCGUCCUAUCCUCCGGGGAAAACUUAUGACAACUCUGAACGCCCGCCGUACAGUUCGUCCACUUUGCCUUUGUAUGGCCAGAAAAGUCCGACAGACCGUUCGCACUCUCUUAUUACUGGCAGUUAUUCUCAGUCGAACAUUCGUUAUCCGACUGGGAUGAAGGAAACGUGGUCCGAGCAUGCACCGGUGUCAGCAAUGGACACACGUCCGUAUCCGGAACUGGCACGCAACGCUCGAUACUUGAACGGCGGCGGCAGUUCAGAUGAAUCCUGGGAAUACGACGAUAUCGUGCUCGAGAAGGGCACAUCCGGCUUGGGAGUCAGCAUCUCUGGCGGUCAGGACAACCCGCGUCUUCCGAACGACGCCAGCAUCUACAUCACGAAGAUCAUCCCUGGCGGAGCGGCGGCGAUGGAUGGCCGUCUGCGCCAAGGCGAUGUGCUUCUUCGCGUCAACAAUACGGACACCGUCGACGUCCCUCACCACGUGGCCGUCGAUGCAUUGAAACGCGCCGGCAAUGUCGUCAAACUGCAGUUUUUCGGAUUGUUGGUAAACGUCGCUUCUCUGUCAGGACUCGGCUUCAGCAUCGCUGGUGGCAUUGGCAACGAGCACCUACCGAACGACAAUGGAAUCUAUGUGACGAAGAUAAUCGAAGGCGGAGCCGCCCAGAUCGACGGACGCCUUCAGAUAGGAGACAAACUUCUGGCAGUUGGCAACUGCAGUUUGGCAAACGUGACCCAUGAAACGGCGGUGUCGGCUUUGAAAGCUACAUCUGAUCGUGUCGUUCUGCUGAUAAUGAAAAAUCCGGCGACGUCUGAGUCGUUUCAUUCUUCGUUUGACCACGUGAUGGCGCAGCCGGAGCCGACUGCUCGCCUGACACCAUCAGCGGUCACUUCGCCUCCACCGGACGCCGUCCUGUUGCACUCGUACAGCGACGGAGCUGCCGCCAAAAGUGUCCAGUUAUCACGACAGCAGGAAAUGCGUCGUGCACUUGGAGGAGACGCCUACUCAACGUCAUAUUCGUCUUUUCACUCACCCGAGCCUCCUCCGCCAGAACCCGAACACGCCGCGCCAUUGGCUCCGUCACCCGAAACACCGUCCAAGGCUUUUUCGCGUAUGGAAAUUUCUCGCUCACCAAGGUACGUCACACUGACAAAGAACACCGCCGGCUUGGGCUUCAACAUCGUCGGUGGUGAGAGUGGCGAAGGUAUUUACAUCUCGCACAUAUUGCCGGGAGGUGUUGCCGAUUUGAGUGGACAGCUGCAUCGAGGGGAUCAGAUUCUACAGGUGAACGACAUCGAUGUCAGAAACGCUUCUCAUGAAGACGCUGCAUCGGCCUUGAAGAAUUCCGGCCCAAGAGUCACGAUUCUUUGCCAGUACCGGCCCGAAGAAUACUAUCGUUUCGAAGCUCGCAUCGAGGAGUACCGAAAUGCGAUGAUUGAACAGCAAUCACCGGGAGUUCCGCAGCCCAGACGGGAGCUGUACGUCAGAGCCUUGUUUGACUAUGAUCCGACGAAGGACAGUGGCUUGCCGAGUCGAGGCCUGGCUUUCAACUACGGCGACAUCUUGCAUGUGACCAACGCUUCCGACGAUGAGUGGUGGCAGGCGCGUAAAUGUAUUAACGACAACAUCGAAGAGGGCUACGGCAUCGUGCCCAGCAAAAAACGAGUCGAACGGAAGGAGAAAUCCCGACGGAAGCAGGUCAACUUCGGAAGCGGUCGGCAGGCUAGUAUUUCUGAAAAGACCGAACGAAGUAAAGCUCAAUGGUUUUUUUCUUCAGUGUCUUAUGUUCGUCCUGUCAUCAUUCUCGGCCCGCUGAAAGACAGGAUAAACGAUGAUCUCAUUUCUGAAUUUCCGGAAAGUUUUGUCAGCUGUAUUCCUCACACGAGCCGACCGCAGCGCGACAACGAAGUUGACGGCCGGGACUAUCAUUUCGUGACGCGCGAACAGAUGGAACGCGAUAUCCAGAGUCACAUGUUCAUCGAAGCCGGGCAGUACAAUGGCAAUUUGUAUGGAACAAGCAUCGACGCCGUGAAAUUCGUCGCUGACCAGAAAAAACACUGUAUUUUGGACGUUGGCGGGGGAGCGAUUAAGCGUCUUCAGAUGGCUGGAUUGCACCCUAUAGCGCUCAUCGUGAAGGCGUACAACGCGCAACAGUUGCUGGAGUGGAACAAGCGCAUUACUGAAGAAGAAGCGUAUCGACUUUAUCAGAGGUACCUGCAGAUGGAAGAGGAGUUUGGGAAGUAUUUUACAGCAAUCGUGCAAGGGAACACUCCGGAAGAAGUGUAUGCAAAAGUGAAGGAUCUUGUUAGAGUUCAUUCACGUCCCACUGUUUGGAUCUCAAGUCAGGAGUCAUUGUAG
This is a messenger RNA of Soboliphyme baturini, 2688 nucleotides long. NCBI's taxonomy places the organism in Eukaryota, Metazoa, Nematoda, Enoplea, Dioctophymatida, Soboliphymatidae. The record is from the annotation of a GenBank genome assembly.